GCUGGUCUGUGCUACUGUCGGGCGUUCUGACUAUUGGUCCGUCCGGCCGUGCUGCGCUUUGUUGUGCAUGGCGCUGGAGGACACUAAGGAGGACGACCGAAUCUUGCGAUCGGCUAGACACCCGAUUGCCCACUUGGCAUUAGGACCAGAGGGAGACAGAUACCUGUUCCGUCAGCGUAGGGAGAGGCUGCAGAAGCAGAGGAGAGCUAGAGCAACAGAGGCUAGCAGGGCACUAGUAAGUGAAGCCGCAUCUUCGAAAGCAAAGGCCACUUCUGCGCAGCAGACUACCCAGGCUAGCAGUUCAGGUUCUGUUGGGUCAACGGUCGCUCAGACCCAGAGUCAGUCCGCUGGCGUAAUGGCAAGCCAACCAUUGGCGAUGACACCCGAGGAGGUCGCCAUACAGCGAGCUGCUGCUCGCAAGGCACAGCUACAGCAGGCUUUAGGCGAGAUUAAGGCUGAGAAAGAGAGAAUGAUUAGGAGAAGAGCCAGGAUGCAACGGAGAGAAGCAAACGUUAGUGAGUUAGAGGAGAUGGAUCUGACGCACAUGAGUGACGAAGUGAGGACCAUACGGCCUGUCCUGCUAGACGUAGUUGAAAUGCAGGACCACCAGACAGCCCUCCUUCAAGACAUUCAGCAGAGUCUGGCCGUAUUGGUCGGACGAGCUCAGUUUGCGCCAUCGCCGUCCAGGCCAGGUGCCUGGCCCGUUGCACAUCCUCCUCCUUUUGUCCCACCGGUGAAUAGGGUAUCCCCAUACACAGCCCCAACAUCGGUUCAGACCGGUUCCCUGGGCAUGCCGCUAUCAGGAGGGAUCUCAGCAGGUCCUAGUUUGCAGGUUCCUGUACAGCCAGUGUAUUCCCAACCUCCGUUGCAGAUUUCAGUUACAACGCAACCUGAUGUCUCGCAGCAUGUACAGCCGCAGGGUACACAACCCCUGCAGCCAGUGCAGCCGCCUGUAUCUCAGGGUCCACAGCCCAGUGGGAUGCAGGGACCGGGACAAACUCAGUGGGUACCAGAGACAGCCAUCGCUGCUCCUAAACCCUUCACAGGGGAUAAGAGGGGCGAAGACCUCGACACUUGGUUGAAGGCAGUGCCGGUCUAUGUCAAGUGUAAACUCACCUUGUCGCACGAGGAAGUGCUUGUGGCUGCAUCCUACCUAGAGGGUAGUGCAGCAAAGUGGUUGAGCGGUUUAGUACAACUACAGGGAUACGGUCACAACUUUCGCUCUUGGGCGGUCACACAGCAAUUGGAUGACUUCCUCAAGUUGGUGGAAGAAAGGUGGCAUGAUCCUCAGGAGGCCCAAAAGGCCACUGAUGCGAUCCUGACACUGCACACGAUGCAGUUAAAGUCAGUAAGGGAGGCCACCGACGCUGUAGAGCAUCUGAUUUGUGUCCCUGGGGUGCGCUAUGACCCCCAGGUUUUACUCAGCUCCUGCCUGAGAUGCUUUCCCAUGCCUCUCAGGAAUCAGUUGGCAGGUGAGGCCAACAUCAAUGUUCACAACUUCCCCUCGUUUAGCAAGAAGGCCCUAGAGGCGAAGAUAGGGCAUGGGAAGGCACCCACUACGGAUGGUAGGAAAAAGUCACUGCCUCCCAACUGGAAGGCGAAGGGUCGCAUAAUGUUUGUUGAUAACGAUGGUUCCACCAUCGAGUUAGAGGACAACUUCCAGGAGGGCAACUAUAGCAUAGUUGCCGCCCCUUUGACUGAUCUGACCCGCCUUGACACCCCAUGGGAGUGGACCGAGAGAUGCGAGGCUGCUUUCAGACAUCUGAAGCAUGCGUUGACGCAUUACGAAGUCUUGAAACUUCCUGAUCCUGACAAGCCAUUGAUAGUGACUACGGAUGCUAGCCAAUAUGGCAUAGGCGCCGUACUUGCACAACAAGAGGGGAAAAAGUUAAGGCCAGUUGAGUACAUAUCCAAGAAAAUGUCGUCUCAGAAGUUGGCUAAGUCCACCUAUGAGAAGGAACUCUACGCGGUGUACAAGGCUCUGACCCAUUGGAGGCACUAUCUCCUUGGGAAGUUCUUCAUCUUCAGGACUGAUCAUCAGACCCUGAGAUGGAUGAGAACUCAGCCGGUACUCUCUGACACUCUCAAGCGUUGGAUCGAAGUCAUAGAGCAGUAUGACUUCGAGCCCCAGUACAUUAAGGGCGAGUACAACAAGGUUGCUGAUGCCUUGACGCGUAGACCUGAUUUCUCAGGUGCGCUGAUUACUGAGUUCAAUCUUGCGGACAAUGUUACUCAGUCCCUGGUGGAGGCCUAUCGCGAGGAUCCAUUUAUGUUUGAGAUCAUCCGCAGACUCGAGGCAAAGGACAAAGGGACUUCUGUCGAGUUUGAGUUGGUCAACGGCUUGCUGUUCCUUGAGAAGGUAGAUUGGGAUGAGAAACUUGCUCUCAUCGCCACUUUGUACAAUAAUGUUGUGCACAAAGCAACCGGAGUCGGUCCUAACAGCUUGCUACUGACCUUCAGACCCCGACUGCCUUUAGACUUUUUACUACCUGACAAUCAGCCGACUGCUGCACCUGGGACUUUAAAGUUUGCUUAUCGAUAUGAGCAACUAAUGCAGCAGGCUGUUGAGCAGAUGCACAAGGCACAGGCGGCGAUGAUAGAGUCUGAGAACAAACACCGUCGCCCAUCCACAUUUCAGGUAGGAGAGAGAGUCUGGGUCAAGUCCUUAGAACUGGGACAGGAGCACGGGAUCUCCCGCAAGCUCAUGCCACAGUACUUUGGACCGUGGGAGGUAUUGGAUGUCGUGGGGAAUGAACCGGAUGGCCCGUCUUAUGUUAUUCGCAUCCCUGGUCACUUACGCACUUACCCUGUCUUUCACGCCUCCAAGCUUGCACCUUUCAAGGAAACAGAUCAGUUUCCUUCUCGACGCUCAAUGCUGGCCCCAACCAUGGAUGGAGAGGUGGACAUAGACUACAUCGUGGAUCACAGGGAGCUGCCCGUUCCAAGACCGACAGGCAGGGGACGUCCUCCGAAACCGAAGCUGCAGUACCGAGUUCGGUUCCGACAUCAUCUGGAUCCAAAGGAGGACCGCUGGUUCACUAGGGAGGAACUCAUGCAGACCGCUCCUCAGAUCGUAGCUCAAUAUGAGAAAUCUCUGCAGAAGGGAAAGCGCUAGAUCAUCGAAGACUGAACUUCUCAGAGGACUAGCGAAGUUAUGGAGGAGGGAAUGCGAGGCUUAUGCCCCUAUGAG
Molecule: messenger RNA, 3190 nt
Organism: Chara braunii
Lineage: Eukaryota; Viridiplantae; Streptophyta; Charophyceae; Charales; Characeae
Source: the annotation of a GenBank genome assembly